Messenger RNA from Ostrinia nubilalis (European corn borer), 9397 nucleotides. Its product is annotated as ankyrin repeat domain-containing protein SOWAHC-like. Gene Ontology annotation, molecular function: protein binding. The record is from RefSeq and is a predicted model, not a curated record. The transcript has 6 exons. The coding region runs from base 1 to 663 and encodes 220 amino acids. NCBI's taxonomy places the organism in Eukaryota, Metazoa, Arthropoda, Insecta, Lepidoptera, Crambidae.
AUGCACUGGGCCUGCAAGCGAGGCGAUGAGAAUUUGGUCAAGUUACUGGCCGGAGCGGCUCGUCAUUUAGUCAAUGAACGAUCGGGAUAUACACCACUUCACAUUGCAAUGCAGUUUCGCCAUGAAAAUGUGUACAGGCUCCUGGUUGAAGUGUAUGAUGCUGACCCAAACGUCCGCGACUGGUCUGGAAGAAAACCGAGGCAGUACCUAGUUCAUAUGGAUACCUCAUUAUCACCUGGAUGCUUUCGAAAAAAAGAGGGAUUUUUACGCAUCGGGUCCCUUAAUGUUCGUGUGAAGAAAACAACCGAGGCGUUCAGCAAUUUCCUAGGUGUGGGAGCGACCAGGGCGUCGGCUUAUAUACCCAAGUCUGCGAGGGACCGCGAGGAGAGGAGGUCUGAUGAUGGAGAGCUGCACAAGACUUGGGGCUCCGCUGAUAACAUUCCAAAAGAAGAUCACCUUAUGCCGCCACCUAUGAGCAGCAAAGUGAGGCGUCGCGGUGCUAGCGGACGCAAGGGGAUCGGCUCGCACAGCCGAAGCACGCCAUCUACCCCGGACCAGCCCCGAGCCCAGAUUGGGGUGAGCGAGGAAGGAGACUCCGACUCGGACUCUGCAGCCGGCUUCCAUGCCGCGUGGAGGCAGCAGCGGGCAUCCAACUACACAUAACCAGGAUUCAAGAUCGUUCAGAUCACCAAUCUUGACAAAAAACAACUGACACCCGCGCAGGAAUGGCCCUACAACUGAGAAAUGGAGUUCCAGAUAUUUUCCUCCCCAUAUUGAUGACCCAGAUUUGACUACACAUUUUUUCGACAUCUAAAACGCCGUGAGAGGAGGUACCUGAGAGUUUCUACCCGCUGUCCAACAACUUCGCUCGUCAAUCGAGAGUUCUACUCAACAUUGAAAAGUGCAGCGUCGUACUUCAAGGAUCUCAUUUUACCGACUUUCGCUGAUUUAGAUUCAAAAUUCUGAAGACGACACCGGCAUCGUUUCGACAACAUUCCGAUCAAACUCAUAUUUAAGUCUCGUAUUAUUUUAUUCGUAGAUAUAAGUUUAUCAAUGUGUAGUCGUAUCGCGUAUUUAAGAUAUACUAUUGGAAGUAUUCAUCUUUUUCAAUGAAUUCAAUUUAUGAAUUGAUUUGUUGUUAAAAUUGUUUAUUCAUACAUGUAGCCAUAGAAUAGAAACCCGCAAGAAUACUUGUAAGUUUUAUGUAUAUUAUUCAAUUCACAGAAUGGCAUCAAGAGUGCCUUAUGCUGCUUACUUUAUAAAUAAACUGGUUGAAUUCAUGUUUGUGUAGGCCGAGUAUGUUUUAGAAGUUAAAACAUCGUACUAAUUGAUUUGGCAAAGAACAAAAAUGACGCUACACAACAUAAUAUCGAUCAACAUGGAAUACAUGUCGGGCGCAUUCGCCCAGGAGAUAUCUCUCGUAUUUGAUUACACUUGACAUGAGGCUUUCUUGACUCAGAUCAAAGGACCUUCUUCAUUCGAUUUACUUAAAAUGUAAUUGUAAAACGUUCAGUUCAAUCCACUUUGCUUUGUUUUUUUCGUCUUCAUUAACUAUUAUCUUAUAAUUCCCACGUAUGGAUUGUACGUAGCGGGAUUAGGCACCCCAAUAUAUUGUCAAAAUGAAUAUAGGUACUAAUGAAGUACACGUCUCGUAGGGCGUUGAUAAAUUGAUGUUAUAUGCUGCGUAUGCAUUAGAUGCUUACUAGUAAAAAUUUGAUGUGAUGUAUUUGUAAUUUUAAGAUACUAGCUCUGAAAGGUAUAUCUUCUAUAAUCUUAUAAGUAUUUAAUGUUUAUUAACUAAACACUAAAAUUUUUGAGAUACUUAGUAAUUCAUAUUAUUAUGGCUAUUUUUAGCAUAAAGUCUGCGACUUAAAAUAUCUUCUUUUUCGUCUUUUCUAAUAACAACUUGUUAUAUUACUCUUACGGCUCGUAUAUUAAUUCUCAUUUUUCUUUGUAAUUGACUGUAGUUCAAUAACAUUUAGUAUUUUCUAAAGGGGACAUCGGUCUCGUAAAUAUUUACUGAAUAUUUCCUGUGUAACCCAUUUUAAUAUAUUACAUCAAAAAUAUUAUCUUAUCUAACUACAUCAUGAUGCAUUAACGAAGUCUUCAUGAAAUUUAAAUUUUUCUAUAUUUUUUAAAGUACCUACUAAAAUUAUUUAAUCAAAUCUAAUAAAAAAAUAUUAUACUCAAAAGUUUUAUUUUAUAAGAAAAAAUAUGCAGUAUGUUUUGAGCUGAAACCCAGAGAUGUGCAUUUAAAUGAAAAUGGCAUAUUAUAGCUAGUGCCAAUUAAUUCAAAGGGCACACACAAAUUAAAAGACGGGCACUGAUAAAUUAUUACAUUGGUACAAAAUUUGAUAUAAUAAAUAUUUAUAUUUAUGAAAUUUAAUCGAUUAAAAAACGUUGCCACUUAGUCAUCGGGGCUAGCAUUAGUUAAAAAUAUGGAGAGAUUAUCACCUUUCAUCAUGGACAAGUAGUGCAAAAUUAACUCGUAACAGCCCCAGAUUUAUUCCGCGCUUAUUAUUGUGGCAAGCUUAGAAAUUUAGACUGUCGAAUCUAAAACAAACUAUGAAGUACAGCGCCUAGUUAUAUAAUUACCACAAUUCCAGCACAUUUAAAAAUUUUGCUCAUAAAAUUUCAAUAAAUAAAUUUUGUAUCUUACCAAAACUAGAUCAAGUCUAAUGAUUAUAUUUCGCCCAUUAGCUAAGCUUCUUCGGUCAGAGUCAUACCUUAUACAUAUAUAAAUACGAAUGAUAUUCCAUUCGUCGUGUAUUUAUCUAUAAAACAUUACAGUGUGCCUUUUACAAUUAUAAAUUGUGUAACCAUUUUGUAUUUAAUCCAAACCUAUAUCUAUUUCAUAUAUUUUUAAUACGAGUUAUGAACUUCAAAAGUGUAACCUUUUAGACAUUCGGACAUUAAAUUAUAUCACUUUAUGUUCUUUUUUGAAGGAACAAAAAAUAUGUUAUUUCUCUAAGUAAGGUAGAUUUUCUUAUAUUAUUAUUUAGAUUAAGAAACAUAUUAUAGGUAUAGAAGAUACGUGUGGCCUGAAACUAUAUUGUGUAGAAUUCAUAGAUGUUAUUUGCUAAGCGUGUAGGAUUAAUACGGUAUUUUAUAUGCCUGUAGAAUAUACAAAAUAAUGUGUAACAAAGCGAUAACUGUAAUUAAUUAGGAAGGGAUAGUAAGAGUAAUAUUUAGUUGGGUGCAUCAUGUAUAUUUCACACCCAACUUAUAGCAUAUUUGCGUGACUGUAUUUCUAUGCUUUAUGAAAUGUCGUAAUAUUCUACGACGCGGCGUUGACUAGCGACGCCUGAUAGGAUCUCGCUUACAUUGACAUCGAAUUGCUUAACAAUUCUAGUAAGGAUAUUUAUGUAGCUUAUAAGUCGACUCUUUAGCAGUCUAUAGUUAUAGUGCGUCUCUCAGCUUUUUUAAAAUAAUAAUAUUUAACCAAGAUUUAUAAUAAUCUAUAUAGUAUUAAGAAUCAGUAGCGUGUAAAAUCCACGUGUUGUCGAAAUAACAAACUUAUUAGGUAAGAGAACAUUCCCCUCAAAUAUACAUAACACAUCUUGUGGGUGAUAAAUUUAAUAGUAUAGUAUAGUGUUUCUAACGAUAUGGUAGUUUCUAAUCAUAAAUAUCUAUUUGCCUAAGUCUUUAGCUGAUUACUACUUUAUUUACUAUCUCAACGUCUUCUUUUAACAAAUUAACGGCAUCAAUAUUGUGUUAUUGUGAUCUAAGGCUGCAUAAUGUGGCAUACAAUAACAUAUUAACUAGUAAUUUAUAUUUAAACAAUUCAAUCCCCGUCUCUUCUCAUAGAUAUAGUAAAGGUUACUAAGGGUUACAUUUUAUAAUAUUUAUCUGACUUCAUAUCUACAUUUUGUUGUACUUAUUACCUUUUUAACUCUCUUCAUUAUACUCAUGACAUAUCCCAUAAGAACUAAUACAAAAACACAUAAUAUGAGCAGUGCUAUAUGUCCCAAAACCAUGUAACUAUCUAAAUAUGUCGUGAUAUCACCAAAGCCUCUCUAAUCUUUACCUUUGUAAAAACAUCAGUUUUCAGAAUUUGUCACUCUUUGAUGUCACGAAUUUAAAUUUUAAUUAAUGCUACUUAUCAAUUUCUAUUUUCAUCUUUACUUCAUUGCAAUUAAAAAUAAAAUAAUAAUAAUUGUAAGAGGUAAUCCUUUUCGUUUCUUGUAUCAUUCAACAAUGUAGAUAUGUAUUAAAGCCAGUCAAUGUCUACAUAAUUUGAAACUAUAAACUCAUGAAUUUGAAAUUACGAGCACAUAUUAACUGUCAAUAGCAGACGAGUAGCUAAAUAUAAUUUGUAACUGCACUAUUACACAAAAAUAAAUCGUUGGAUCUUUAAAAGUUAACUUCAAAGAUAUCCAACCAACAUUUUUUUUUAAUACAUGAACAUUCAAUUGCACCAACAUCAAGUAUAAUGGCACUUACAAAAUCUAAUUCUGGGAAGGUUAUUUUGUUUCUUCGAAUCAAAACUCACUCUGAUUUCAUUGUCAACGCCUAUUUUAUGUAACCUUUACUGUACUUAUUAUUUAUUAAUUUCAUGUAUUCGGUGUCUUGUAACGGCACAAUUUCCGUAAAAAUCUUUUUAAAAUAGCUACCUGUAUUUCUAGGUAAAACUUGCAAAAUAUUUCAGCUGUCAAGAUAGUAAAUAUUAUUCAUGUUAAUCUCAAUAAUAAUUGUCACAGAAAAAUAAUAAUAAUAAACAACUCCGUAUUUUUAGGGAAUCGCGAUAAUGGUACAAGUACAAAAACAAUUAGAAAUAAUUCCUUUGUAUAUUGAAUAAAAUUUGAGAAAAGUGGGUAUUAAUAAUAAGCUUUCAUAAAAUACGAUUUGGAUCGUCGUGUUUCAACUCUCAUUCAGAUAUCAAUUGAAAGUUAUCAAACAAUAAAAAAAAAUCUUGCAAUUCUUUUAGGGUUGAUGACGUUGAGUUCCAAUAUUUUACAUCUGCGUUUUGUUAUUUAGAUUUUUGGUUACAUACCUACUUAUAAUGAUUUACUGUUGAGACAAUUAUACAUGCGUAGCCACUGUGUGGCUCUCGGUGGUAAAGAAUAAGGCCAACCCUUUCUUCUCGUGGGUGUCGUACGAGGCGACUAAGAGUACGUCAUACACCCAGGGGGUGGGUUGCAGCAUCCCUUGGGCACCACCUGUACGUGGAAGAGGUGUUUGAUUACUUAUAGCAUUGACAUUUAUUAAUACAAAGCCUUGUUUUGUAUAUUUUUAAUCAAAAGGAUUUUUUUCGAAAAUUUCGACAUUAUUCGCUCUACAAUCCAGCUCAAUCAAAAAUAAUUUUUGGUCAGUUUCAAUUUUUAAAACAAUUGUUAGGUUUUAUAAAAAUCUUACUAUAACUACCUGACCAUUUAAGCAUUGUAAAUGCUUACCCAUUAUUAUAUUUUCGAAUUAAUAAAAUAUACACAUCAAAACCAUCGAUGUGUUCGAAGAAAUGAGGGGACAGUAGGUGCAUAGCUCGUAGAGCUGUUGGCUUUGGGGCAGUAAAGUUCUUGGCGACUACGGACCGGAAGGAAGACAAGUGUUGGCAGGUUUCCCUGUAGGUGGACCAACGAUCCGGUGAAAGGAACAUGAAAACAAGCUUCUGUAGUAAUUAAUUUCAAUGCUAUAAUAAUAAAACAUCUAAUUCACGCCCAACCUGCAACACCACUCAAACUUAUUGGGUGGUGUUUUUAUUUUCCUUAACUUUGUUUUAUUAGCUUUUGUUGUUUUUAUACACGCGUUUAUAAUUGCCUCAACUAAUGUUCAUUUAAAAUUAUUUGAGAGUUGAAACCUAUUUUAUCGACAUUUUAUUAUGUAUCAAGUAGUAAUUGGUAUAUUUUAUUGCUUUUUAGUAACUAACUUAAUUAUAUAAGUCAACAUAUUUAUUAGAAGUAAUAUUUAAGAACUAGAAUUAAGGAUAUUCCUCAGAAUGAUGUACAAUAGGUUAAGGAAAAAAUUGCAGAUACUUGUACAUUGAAAAAUCUGCAUAGUUUUAAGUUAGCUCUUAAUGUAUGAUGCUGCACCAUUGCCAAGCUACAAAUUAAGAAAACUAAAUGUAUGGCCUAGAUUACUUUCUUAUUACAACAAUAGACAUUUAAAACAAAUCAAUCAUUUAGGUCGAAUGUAAUAACUAAUUUAAGAUGAGAGGGUUGAUGAAACAAAUUAAUCGUAUUGACAAUAUUAUUAUUUUUAAACUGGAACGGAACUGAUGAUGAUGAUAACUAAUGAUUUUGUUUGGAUCAAAAUAUCUUGCAAUUAAUUAUAUUCGGGCUAAUUUUAAUAGGUGUAACUAGUUUUUGGCCGCGGCUUCAUCCGCAUCGAUUUCACAAAGAAUGUCUUGCACGUCAUGCGAACAAAAACACAGACGUAAAUCUAUACCAUUCUAAGACAUUCUUUACCAAAGCAUUUAUAUACAUUUUCUUAAUCCUAUAAUUAGCCCUACCUUUCCUAUAUAUAUUAUUAUGUCAUCCUUCCAGUUUUUUGUAAGCAAAUUUUGUUAGCUAUCUGUACCAAAUUCAUCAACAUUACUUUUAUGUUUAUUAUAAUACAAUUGAUUACAGAUUUCGAUGAGAAACGCAAUUUCUUGUCUUGGCGUUACAAAAUUUUUACGUACUUACAGAUAUUUAAUUUUUACAAAAGAUGCUUUUUGUUGUCUCAACUUGAAUUGUUGUCAAUACGCAUUUGUUUGCAGUAACGCCCUUUCUUUCAUUUAUCCAAAUUUUAAAAACAUAAUGUUAUCGCACUUUAGGUAGAACAAGGGCACAAUUUUAAAAAAUAAUACUCAUAAAAUUUAUUUUAAAAAAAUUAAUCGUUUCUUGUGAACAACUUGGCUAAAAUAAUGAUCAUCUAUACAUAUUUUAUUUCAUGCAUCUGAAAACAAAAUAAAAGUAAUAUUAGCAGAGUGAAAGAGAAAAAAAUACUUUUCUGACAAUUAUAGAAACCUCAGUUACGCUCGUGUUCUACCGAAGUUACGAUAAACGUCACUUUUAUUUAGGGUUAUUUUUCGGAAUUUGAGACCCAUUCAUCAAUAUUGCCGUCUUUGUAUCCGUAGGCCUCACAGCACAUGUUAACAUCUGUGUGUUCAGAUCAUCAAAGGUCUCAAAAUCUCAACGUAGAUACAUAUAAUUACUAAGGAGGUGCCACUUUUUAAUUGAAAAAACUCAUUAACUUUCAAAAAUUUAAGCAAGUAGGUACGUUGAAUUCUAAUAAUUAUGUAACUUUGGGAAAAUUAUUUUUAUGAAAAAAUUACAUAUUAUCAAGCAGAUUUGUUUUACCCUACUGUUCCAGGAGGGUCAUUACUACAGUUUACUAUGUUGUUCACGUUACAUGGUGUUCUAUUUAUUUUCUUUAAGUAAUUAAUUAUUCUCAUGUUACUUAGUUUAUUUCGAAAAUUGUUUCAGAAUAAGGGAGUUAUAAUAAUUUUCAAUUUUUGGCAAACAAAAAGUGGAACUUCAAUGGCUAGGUCGUAAGAUUUUUUGUUGUUUAACAUUUUAUGUUGUGACCAACAGUCACGUCGUAGAUUUCAUAGGUUUUUUGAGAGAAUAUAAAAAAUAAUUCUCCACAGUCUUGCGCUUCGACUAAAUCAGAAUAAAACAGUAGCAUGUACAGUAUUCGUACUUAGGUUUAAUAGAGGGAAAACACCGAUAACAUAUUGUAGCCAAUACAAUACAGUCAACACUAAAUAGUACUAGACCUUCAAUUGUGGAGUUUAGAUUAAGGUAUAUUUACUCAAUUAUAUUUAAUCAAUUAGGUAAGUUAAGUCCGUCUUAUAAUGACGAUGUGGGCAAAAAACCUACUUAAUUAGAAUAAGUGACUGGUGAGACAGACUCCCAGCAAUACGCGUACACAGCAUUAUGUAGCAUUUAAGAAUAUUAAUUAAUAUUAAAAAUUAUUACUAUUUAAUCACAUUAGAUUUUAGGAUUAUCGAGGAUCGGGCCGAAGUCCACUCGUAUAGAUUUAAUGAAAUAAUCAACAUUAAUAUUUACUCUUCUUAGCAUAACAGUAAAAUUCUUAUAGCCCGUACGAUUUAGCUAGCACAUUCGACAUCAAAUAAAAAAUAUCGUUAUAAAACAAUCUAAAUAACAAGAGCCAUUUUCAAAUUAAAUUCCAAUUCCAAUAAAAAGGUGUACCAAUUUCAAAAAUAAAUUUUAUAAUUAAUUCUCUGUCAGUCUAAAAUCAUAUUCGAACCACACACAUCGAAAUAAAAUAAAAAAUAACCCCAUGUCUUUCUGACGCACGCAUUAACAAUUUUCAUUCAAUUUUAACUUCACACUAUUUAUCAGCCUUUGGGGUUAGGGUUGCCAGGUUCAGAAACACAAAAGCCGGACUUCUCGCGUAGUUUGGCCGGACAUUCAUGGAUGGUGUACAUGAGGCGGUACAAUUCAUGGAUGGUGUCCAUCUUUUAAGCGGUCUUCCUCUGCCGCACAUGUUAUUGCGGGGUCCCCACUCCAAGUCUUUGGCCCAGCGAUGUGUGGUACAAUGGGUCCUGCCCAUCUCCAUUUACGGCUCUCAAUCUCUUCCACCACGUCGCUGACCCCCGUCUCUUCUCUGAUCCACUUGUUUCUCUUCUCUAUCUAACUAGGCCAUAAAACCACUCGAUUCCGAAAAUCAGGUUUCUGAAGUAGGCAAACAGCCAUGUUCUGCGCUCCAAGAAAAUUGCUCAACACCUAAAAGGUGUUCAAUCAGCGUGUUCUACCGGUCUUCGUGUAUGGGAUGGAGAGGACGGAAACCACGUCGCUGGCAGAAAAGUCUGCUGUCUGUCUGCUUGAAGUCUUCGUGUAACGAGCAAUGGAGAUGUCUGUCUGCUAGAAAUCUUCGUGUAGCCAGCAAUGGAGAUGUCUGCUGAAGACUCCACGUUGCACAACGAGCAAAGGAAAAGUCUGCUUGGAGACACCGCCUUACACAACGAGCAAUGGAAAGACAGAUACUUGGCGUUUGUCUCUAAGGCCACAAGAGAAACGAGUGGAUCAGAACUUACACUCUAUGUCACAUAAUUUUGAUAUUUGUUCGUGGCAUGUGGUGUGCCCUAGAUAGCACCACCCCAUCUCCCCCCGCGGGUUUCAUAAGAAGUGACUAAUGCUUUAACCACACCAACGCGUGCAGAACGCCAUCGCCGGCGCGAUCACGGCGCGGUCAUACACUGCCAACCCUGCCAAACAUGACGAUUACGUCAAAUACCACUUUUUAACUAUUCGAUCCGACGACAACAAACUACAUAAAAAAUAAAUAAAUAGCUGUUUGUCUCGAAAAUCGUACUUAACAUAUUUCUGAUAACAAAUCCGCUCGUUUUUUGGAAUGUCUCUUAAAAACAACACGUUAGUUAAUAUUCCCUUCGAUUAAAAUACAAUCACCAAUCAUCGUCAAAUCUAUUCUGAUACUUUCAGAUUUCUAACAU